AUGAUUGAGGUGGCGACGCUGGCGGCGGGGGAUUUCUGCGGGGAGCUGGAGUUGCUCGGCUACGAUCCGAAUGAGCGGCCGGGGGAGGGGGUGGUGUGGGGAGAGGCGUACUGGAGGGAGGCCCUGUUAAAGCAAUAUUCCGCCCGGGUCGACCCGGCGAUGACGCUGAUGAGUCUCUGCUCGGGCACCACCGCGAAGUUCGCCCCGAAAGGGAUAGAAACUCCCGUCAAGGCCAAAACAGCGGACAAGCUGACGGAAACGGAUAGAAAAGAGGAGGAUCGCUGUGACAACACCCUCUUCAGUGCUGACACACCUCUUCCCCCCAUCCCUUCUUCGCUUGCAGCAGCCAGCGUGGUCGAUGAAGAGGGAGAUGAUAAUAAAGAAGACCAUCAGCAAAAUGAACGAUCGGAUAAAAAGAAUUCCGUACUUCGAACGACCCUUGCCCAGUUCCCCCGCACGCGAAUCGCGACCGUACGCGCUAAAACCUCAGCGAUCGUUUACCGCCUGGGUUACGACGACUGCCGGGCGUUAUUCAGCGAUAAAAUCAUCACGCGGCUUCGAGAGUACGUACGAGGAUACCCCUCCAAUGACGACCUCAGUGUUGUUCAUGAGGCACAGAAUAAAUGGCGGAAAUAUCGCACGAAGAUUGUUGAUGAAAUCAUGUGCGAAUCCCGUCAAUCGAGAUGGUAA
Messenger RNA from Phytomonas sp. Hart1, 690 nucleotides. Lineage: Eukaryota; Euglenozoa; Kinetoplastea; Trypanosomatida; Trypanosomatidae. The record is from the annotation of a GenBank genome assembly.